Molecule: messenger RNA, 2428 nt
Organism: Geodia barretti
Lineage: Eukaryota; Metazoa; Porifera; Demospongiae; Tetractinellida; Geodiidae
Source: the annotation of a GenBank genome assembly
AUGGCAGCCGUGUUCUCAGUAGUAGAGUCGUGGAUGAUGAUGCCAGCAUUGAUACUGGUUUGUUUGGGUCAACACUCCGCAUUACCCCUCAACCAGUUGAAUGGUGCAAUUGGACUAGGGCUACACUAUGUAAAGCUACUGGCUGUGGCACAAACCACUUCAAAGAAAUUGGGAAUUGUGGCAAGUGUUACUCCAUCGCCUGCCCCUCCUACCCCUGGUGUGGUACCUACCACCAGUACCACUGGCUCCACUAGCACUUCUACCCCUGGUGUGGUCGUCCCUACCACCAGUACACUAGCAGCUCUACCCUGGUGUGGUCCCUACCACAAGCACCAGUGGCAACUACUCACCAUUCAGAGCCCCAUCACUACCCCUACCAGUGCUCCUACAGCUGUCAGUACCGUUGCAGAACCUUCUUCUGAUACUCCCACUACCACUGAUGGAACAUACACCACUGGAGAAAUUACUACUGAGCAACCUACCACUGCUGAUGGCAAGAACACUACAUGUUCCGUGUUGGAGGAAAUAGCUGCCAAUGCUGAGGUACAGGUGAAGGGGGCAAAGAUGGAAGAAGGAAGUGAAGUUGUAGCCCAAAACCAGGGGACAUGUGAUGCAGUUGACCGCAUGAUUCGAGGUGCCAGAUCCUUAUCCUGCACCAGAAACACCGCCUGCAAUAAGACUGACUGUACUUCCAGUCUCCUGUCUGGAUACACUCUCACCAUGGAGCUUCUGUCCUGCAGAAACCCUCCAGGCGUCCGCGUUAUUCUAAAGGAUGGCAGCCGUGUUCUCAGUAGUAGAGUCGUGGAUGAUGAUGCCAGCAUUGAUACUGGUUUGUUUGGGUCAACACUCCGCAUUACCCUCAACCAGUUGGAUGGUGCAAUUGGACUAGGGGUUAGUUUGGAGUCUCUCUUGGGAUCCAGUACUCUGAUUCCCUAUACCAUUAUACCACUGGACAACGGGUCUUGUACUCCUCCCACCACAGAGACUCCAAGUAUUGAGACUCCUACUACUAAUAGACCAACUGUUAGCACUACUGCUGCUACUCCAACUAACACCGCCGCCACUACUACUAUUCAGACACCCACUCCAGGAUCUGUGAAUGGGACACAACCCACACAAGGGCCGAAUGCUGAGACGUGCAAUGGGUUUGAUCAGCUCAUCCGUAACGUAAUGGAGAUGACGUGCACUCGCAACCCGGAGUGCGACACGGCCAACUGUACCAUCACCAACCCUUCCUUCAGCGGCCACACCCUCUCGUUGACGCUUCUGUCCUGUCGUGUACCUCGACCUGGGGUUCGACUGGUCGCCAGGAACCCCGGGGGCCAGCUGCUGAUAGACAGAGUGCUGGACCAGUCUCAGAGUGGCAUUGAGCUAACUCCCAACACUGUACUGGACAUGACUGUGGACCAGAGGAACAACAACUCCAUUGGCCUUGCUGCAACAGUGAGGGCUGAUCUGGGGUUCACUACAAUCAGUAUUCCAAUUCUGACAUACACUAUUCUACCUCUGGAUAAAAGAUCAUGCUCUCCUGAAGGAAUUGUGGCAAGUGUCACUCCAUCGCCUGCCCCUCCUACCCCUGGUGUGGUACCUACCACCAGUACCACUGGCUCCACUAGCACUUCUACCCCUGGUGUGGUCCCUACCACCAGUACCACUAGCACUACUACCAUUCAGAGCCCCAUCCCUACCCCUACCAGUGCUCCUACAGCUGUCAGUACCAUUGCAGAACCUUCUUCUGAUACCCCCACUUCCACUGAUGGAACAUCUACCACUGGAGAAAUUACUACUGAGCAACCUACCACUGCUGAUGGCAAGAACACUACAUGUUCCGUGUUGGAGGAAAUAGCUGCCAAUGCUGAGGUCUUCACGUGUACUGCAGACACAACCGAACCUUGCGACACAGUCGACUGCUCUGCGUUUGAUUUAUACACUGCAGAGUUUGUACUCCUGCCCUGCCGUACCCCACCCGCCAUAAGAAUAGUCAUCAACCAGGAGGAGACGCCGGUAUUGGAUGAGACUAUCGAUCGCUCCAGGGUGAUUGUAGUUCCUCAGUUGCUUGGACUUGUUCUGAACAUAACUCUCGACCAGUUUGAGGAUGCUAUUGGGCUGCAGGUUGAAGGAACAUUGAGGGGCAACACUCUGAAUGUUAUCAAGUACACAGUCAUUCCUCUGGAGAAGGCCAAGAACUGCAAAGGUACAGGUGAAGGGGGCAAAGAUGGAGAAGGAAGUGAAGGUACAAAAGCUCCAGGGGACUCGGAAGAGCCGUCAUCACGUUCAGCUGGUUUCCAGUUUCAUUUCUUUUGGCCUCUUCUCCUCCUCUCACUCAUCACACUCAAAUGAAUCAAUGUCAUCACAGAAAAAAAUUGUUCUGCAGAUUAGCUAUGUUUAUAAGUAUGUGAUAAUUAUGAUAAAUGAAGGGAGCAAGACA